Molecule: messenger RNA, 2950 nt
Organism: Ruditapes philippinarum (Manila clam)
Lineage: Eukaryota; Metazoa; Mollusca; Bivalvia; Venerida; Veneridae
Product: RNA-binding protein spenito-like
Molecular function (GO): RNA binding
Source: RefSeq, a predicted model, not a curated record
AUGGACAGGCCGUGGAGGUUCAAGAAUAAAAACCCUACCCGUGGAGUUUUUGACGACGAGUUAGAUCGCCCUCGUGCUAAAUAUAGGACGAUAGAUAUGAACCCGAUUACCUUUCCCCCCCGAUUCCUAGAACCGAAACUAGAAAAUCCUGAGUAUAGAUCACUUUGUGUUAGUGGUGUGUCAAGCAAAGUUCCUGAUAGAAUUUUAAAAGACCAAAUGUAUAGAGAAUUUGAGAAGUAUGGAGAGAUGAAUGUGAACAUUACGUACAAUGCUGAUCAAAGAGUUGCUUACAUAAACUUUAAAUAUCCUGAAGAUGCCAGAGCAGCUAAACAUGAUAAAUAUGGAAAAUUAGUUGUAUUUGAUAGGCCUGUACGGAUAGAGUCUGUGUAUAAUAAAAUACGAAGUUCAAGUCCGCCACCACCAACUGCUGGUUAUCCUGAAAGAAAUCAUUUUCCAGGUGGAGGGCGUGGCUAUCAUCAUGACCCAAUUGGGAGGGGAUAUCCAGGUCCUCCUGUUCCACCACAUCCAGGGCCUGGUAGAGAUUUUCAUGGACCCCCUCCUCCAUUUCGUGAUUUUCACGGACCCCCAGAUCGUCCCUUUGGGGGCCCCCCAAGGGAAAGGGGUGAUUUCCUAAGAAUCUUUGGAAGUGGUAAUGUAACUAUAGUUGAUACUCUUAUGAGAGACCCAACCAGUACAGAAACACCAGCUUUGACUAUCAAACAGCGUCUAAGGCUUGAUCCUAGUAAAACUGAUGAUGUUCAGAAACGUGUAGUGCAGUCUGGUCCUAGAAAUCACUGUGUUUUGAUAGCAUUUCCAAGUACAUUGGACAAUUUUGAUGACCCUGGUAGAAACAUUCAACAGAGGCCAUUAAAGAAUCUUGUGUCAUAUCUUAAACAAAAAGAAGCGGCAGGUGUCAUCAGUUUGCCUCCAUACCCAACCAAGGAUAAAGAUAAUGUUGGCCUACUCCAUGCAUUUCCACCCUGUCAGUUUGGUUAUGAGUAUCUACUGCAGAGAGCUCCAAAAUUACCCGCAGAUUGCAUGCUUGAUGACUACAUUGUUGUUGUUGUAGUUCGUGGUGCAGCUUAGCUUUAUGAAUUUUAGAGGGAUUUUUUUUUUGGAUUUUAUUUUUUAUUUGAUUUGAGUAAAUUUAAAUACCAUUUACAUAAAUAUUGCCUAUGUAUCAUUGUAUGAAAUAAUGAAUUAACCAUCAUUACAUUAUGCAUUUUUGAAGAUAAACUGAAUCUUUAGUAAGGUCAUUUUACCAUUGUACUUCUUUUUUUAUCAUUUUUUUUUCUAUUGAAUUCAGAGGUUGAUUUAAGUCGAUUGUCUUACCUACAUUUUGGAAUAUUUUUUUUUUUACAAUGUAUAAAAUGCCUGUACCACAGGGCUAGAAUUUAACAUUUUCUUGCUCUACUUUGCAAAUUUUUGAUGGAACUUUUUAACUUGCAAAACCCAAAAUAAAUUUGCAUUUUUUUCAGCAACAUUUUUUAUUCACAUGUAUUACUGUAUUAUUAUAUUUUUGUCUUGACUGUUUAUUGUGCAUCAUCAAAAAUGAACACAUAACAUUUUUACUUUAUUUCAAUUUCAUAUUGUUAAAAAUUGAUAUCAAUUUAUGCAUACAAUAUAUUUACAUUUUUAUAUUUGCAAAAAUUUGUGAGUUUUAGAAAGAAAACUGAGUACAUGUACUAGAAUUUUACAUUUUUACUUGGUAUUUUGAAAGUUUGCAAGUGUUAAAUUCAACCCCUGUGACCAGAACUUAAUCAUUUUUGUAUAUCAUUUUUCACAUGGCAAAAUGUUCAUGUGGUUGUUAUGAUGUAUUACUAAUUUACCUAAAGAAAGCUCUGUUUUUAUCACGUGUUUACAUUUAAUUCUUUAUAAAACAAAAUCUUGGUGGGAAAACCGAAUCACUGUGUCAUUUAUUGUGAGUAUAAACAGGUAGAUAUGCAUAAUUAAUUGCAAGCACAUUUUGUUACUUAUGAUCACUGUAUGAUUUACUGCAAGCUGUCUUAAAUUAACUUUUUACUUAAACUUGUAUCAUUUCUUGUGAGCACAGGAAGAAGAUGCGUUUACAAUGUUGGAUUAUUUGAUUAAUUUGAUUUUUCCAUAUCUAUGUAAUUUGCGAUCUUCUUGGAAAAGAUGGCUUAUAGUUUAUUGAUGAGAAACUCAAUGAUAGGAAGUAAAGAAUCUGGUUGAUGAAUGUAGGGUACAUCAUUAUCAAUACAUCAUAUCAUAACUAUCAAUACAUUAUAAGUCAUAAGUUCAGGCUGCAUAAGUUUCUAAAGCCUCUGUAACCAUAUUGGUUACAUCUGGUCAAAUUUGUAAAUUAUAGGAUUCUUCGCAAAUUGAAACCUAUUAUUUCAAGUAUUGAAUUGAAGCUAGUCGAAAUGAAAACAAUGUGUAAUAGUCUAAGGCUAUAGUACUAUACUUAUUUUUUUUCUAAUUAUAUGAUUAGAUUAGAUUUCAAUCUGGCACUGUCCAUUUAUUUCACUUUGAUGUAUAUUUAUGACAGACCAGGACAUUUUAGGUGGAUACUUUGUGAAAUAUUUGUCCACUACCAAAUGUAGCCUGUUUGUUUAUUGUAUAUAUUAACUUAAGAUCUUCUUUUGAUUAUUGUUCGCUAAGCUCUUAGAAGGCUUGUAGUUCAUAGGUUGGCAUAGAUUAACUUUAUUAAUAAGAAGUAAGCUUUUGUUGAAUUAUUUGUAACAAAGCUUGAUUAUAUGGAACUUUUUCUCGUUGCAUGGUAAAGUGGAUAUAAUCUGAGGCUGAGCAGGGUGUUCACUAGCCAUGAAAUCCUGAGGGUCAUUUAGACAAAGUUUCACCAAUUAUAAGGCCAAAUCCCCAUGAUUUUAACAAAAUUUGACCCUCCAGUUAAAAUCCUGAGGGUCAAAUCAGGUCUUUAGGAAAUUUGAAGUCUCAAAGAGUCAUUUCAGGGGUCAAACGGACAUCUCCA